Cotesia congregata is the source of this 1455-nucleotide messenger RNA. NCBI's taxonomy places the organism in Eukaryota, Metazoa, Arthropoda, Insecta, Hymenoptera, Braconidae. The record is from the annotation of a GenBank genome assembly.
AUGGCUCUGUUGUACAGAUUCGCGCAGCUACCAGAUCGCGGUGGCACGCGGGUCUUCUCUUUUGUGGUAACACGAAGCGUUGUACGGGAUCCCGAGAGAGAUGUCACCAGCAAGGAGCUUGUUUGCGGAUUUCAAAAAUGGGCUGUAGCGUUUUCAAGAGGGGACAAGGUAUUAGGAGUGUACCUAGUAUGGCGAGGAGCAGCUCCAGGUCUGCGAGUCUACGUGGACUUUACAUUCACCCUUCUAAACCGCGAGCAUUUUUCGGUAAACGAAGGAUUCUCUGGGAAGCGAGUAAAGUUUACCUACGAUGCACCAGCUCAAGGGAAUCGCAAUUACAUACCCGUAUCGGAUUUGUACAGCAGAAACUUUGCGGACACCAACGGAGAGUUUCAAUUGGAGCUCUCGAUGGCAAACGUCAGAACGGUGUUUUCAGCAGAGGUUCGACUACCCACAGGAAUGUUUACAACCGGGCAAGCAAAACCCAACAAACUGGAGACAACUUACUUCACUUUCGGCGGAUUCGACUGGAACCUGGCGGUUUAUCCCCAAGGCAACAAAGAAGACGAGCCACGUUCAGAGGGUAAGUUGAGCGUUUACCUGAUCCGUCUGACGGGUUUCGACCACCCUUGUCGAGUGAGAUACAGCAUGGUGCUGGGCGAGGGAGAGCGAAGAAUCGAGUCAGGUCAAAUCGACGACCUGUCAGAUGCAGAGGGCCGAGGUUACGGUUGGCACACCCGCGUCCGUUGGUCAGACAUCGCUCACAAGGGUAUGUUGCGUGUGUCUUUAGAGAUGAUUGAAGCACGGACAUUUUCUGAGGUCGCGGUCCAGGCUCUGGGACCAACAGUGCUUCCAGCAGCGCCUUGCUACGACCGCGAUAAGCAAGCCUGGGCAGUGCGCGCGGACUUGCACUCUGACACUGUCAGGUUCCAUUUAGUCUACAAAGACAUCCACAACGUUCCGAGGAACCAUUUGAGGUACAUCUGCUGGUCCGCGUACUUAAUACGCGGGGACGACCCGGACGCGGAGACGAUUCUCCUGCCAGGAGCCCCAUUUAGCCGGUACUAUUCUCAGGAGGCAGCUGACGAGGGUAUAAUUAUGGAAACGAGGCUCGGCGUUAAUGAAGUUAACGACGACCACUGUCCUUUUCUCACAAACAAGGGUCAGCUGAAGGUCAGGCUCGAGUGGAAUGAAAGCCAUUUGCUCUUCCAGGCCACUUACCACAAGUACGACGACGUUUGCCGGGUCCAUAACCAGCAGAUGCGACGUGAAAUAGCCGCUCUACAAGCCGAGAACUACAGCUUGGAGCGACAACUAUUCAGCUACCAGAAAAGUCUCGCGUACGCUCAAGCCCAGCAGCAGGAAGAGGUCCAAGGGAGGCCGCCACCCACCACCCAGCACUCAACCCAUGCUGGCGCUUUGGAAAGGUCCGCCUCAACUGACACCGAAUACGCCUGA